CUCACGAAGCGCUUCGUGGCCCUGAUCAAGGACGCGCCCGGCGGGAUCUUGGACCUGAACCAGGCGGCGACGCAGCUGGAGGUGCAGAAGCGGCGCAUCUACGACAUCACGAACGUGCUCGAGGGCAUCGGCCUCAUCGAGAAGCGCACGAAGAACAACAUCGCGUGGAAGGGCUCCGGCGUCGCGCCGACGGACGCCGACGCCGCGACUUUAGCCGAGGUCCGCGCGGACGGCGCGCGGCUCGCGCGCGAGGAGGCGGCGCUGGACCGCUGCGUCGAGCACCUGCAGCGCGCGCGGUCCGACUUCCAGCGGCUCCACGCCGACGAGCUCAAGGUGACGCACGCGGACCUGCGGACGAUCCCGGGCCUGGCGCGCGAGACGGUCGUCGCGCUCCGCGCGCCGCCGGGCACGGUGCUCGAGGUGCCGGACCUGGACGACGGCAUGGAGGGCAGCGGGUCCCGGCGCUACCAGCUCCAGCUCCGGUCG
Molecule: messenger RNA, 486 nt
Organism: Aureococcus anophagefferens
Lineage: Eukaryota; Pelagophyceae; Pelagomonadales; Pelagomonadaceae
Exons: 1
Biological process (GO): regulation of transcription by RNA polymerase II
Cellular component (GO): RNA polymerase II transcription regulator complex
Molecular function (GO): protein dimerization activity; DNA-binding transcription factor activity, RNA polymerase II-specific; RNA polymerase II cis-regulatory region sequence-specific DNA binding
Source: RefSeq, a predicted model, not a curated record